Messenger RNA from Cherax quadricarinatus, 10927 nucleotides. The record is from RefSeq and is a predicted model, not a curated record. Lineage: Eukaryota; Metazoa; Arthropoda; Malacostraca; Decapoda; Parastacidae.
UUUGUUUUUUCUUCAGGAAAUGGCUUGUGGAAUCUCGGCUGCUUGUCGGGGCCCACAAACUGAGCGACAAAAAUUCUGCUUUAAAAUCUUUGAUAGGGAUCGGGAUGGGAAACUCUCUAAAGAUGAAUUAACUGCCAUGGUUCAGGCUCUUCUACUUUUACGAGACGAAGAACAUGUGGAAGGCAGUGACGAUGUGUGUUUGGGUGUUUCCCCAGACUGUGUCCAGAGACUAGUAAGAGAAUUAUUAGAAAACCACGAUCCAAGCAACUCAGGAUUUGUGACACAAGAGGAAUACCUUAUGUGGACACUACACAACCUACUCUCCACAGCUCUACUAGACAUUAUAUUCCAGGUGUGCCAUAUUGUGCUUGGCUUGAAGCCUAGCACUCGUGCAGAAGAAGGAGAGAUUGUUCUUGGUUGGUUGCGAAGAGCAGAGACCAAGUCUCUAACAAUUGGCCAGUUUUGGUAUAUUAUUAAUAUGGAAUGGUGGAAUCUUUGGCUUGAAUAUGUUAAUCAUCAGUCCCCUGGAUCAGACAGCAGUUCUUUAAGUCCAUCGUCACACAGCAGUUCACCUGCCAGUUCUCAGUGUGGCUCUCUCAAGCGCACCAAACUACAAAAAAAAUCUGCAAAUUCAGAGGGAACUGUUGCCUCUGAUGCAAGCCAAUGCAGUAGUACGUCGAGCCCCAGUCACUCGCCCCGACUAACUCGACGUGCAGCCACCAGUCCAGGACCACUGCUGGUCCCUUCACGACCACCUGCCAUUGAUAAUUCUCCUCUCGUUGAGCCAAACACAUCAAAAGUAAUGCUUUUAACUGGUGAGGGUGGGCGGUUAAAGCGAAAUGUUCCCCUUGUUCAGGGUCGUGACUUUGUGCUUGUUCCUGAUUCUCUAUGGAAAGCUCUUCAACAAUGGUAUGGAGGAGCACCUGCCCUUCCUAGACAGGUUAUUCAUGGACGAUCUAGUGGAGAAGUGGAAUUGGAGUUAUACCCUGUAACACUACGGUUGUUCCGCCACGUGCAGCAGCAGACCAGAACACCAAACAAUUCAUGGGUUGGUGUUGUAGGUGGCUAUGGGGCAGCAGCCUUAAAUUCAGCUCCAUAUUAUGUGACAUCUUUACCACACUCCACAUCAUCCCCAAAGCGAUAUUUGGCAUAUUUAGCAGCAUUUAGCCGCUUGGCAACUUUACGACAGGUAUAUGAUUACUUGGCUACAAAAUUACGAUUACGCAUCGAGGACAUAAGGCUGUGGUAUGUGCGUGAUGAGCCUGCGGGUAUGAUUUUGCUGGAAGAAGAAGAUACAACUUUGGAAGAAGUUUGUGUUGCUGAUCUUGCUCAGGUAUUAAUUGAAGUGAGAAAUAAAGACCUCACAUGGCCAGAAGAAAUGAGUCAGAUUGCUUCCACCAGAUUGAUGCGCACACAGUCCAGUCAAGGUGUGAAAGAGAAAGGAGUAACAGGACUGAAUAACCUGGGCAACACUUGUUUUCUUAAUGCUGCCCUUCAGUGCUGCUCCAACACGCAUCCUCUCACCACAUACUUCAUCAAUAACAUGCAUCUCUACGAGCUAAAUCCAGACAAUCCUUGUGGAAUGAAGGGUCAUAUGGCAAGACAAUAUGGAAAUCUAAUGCAAGAGCUGUGGGGUGGUGGCGCAAGAACUGUAGCUCCACUCAAACUAAGGUGGACAAUAGGAAAGUACAGUGGCAACUUCACUGGAUUUCAGCAGCAUGACUCCCAAGAGCUGCUUGCCUUCCUCCUUGAUGGUUUACAUGAAGACCUAAAUAGAGUUCAUAACAAGCCAUAUAUUGAACUCAAGGAUUCAGAGGGACGUCCUGAUACACUUGUUGCGCAAGAGGCUUGGGAGAAUCAUAUUCUAAGGAACAAAUCAAUAAUUGUCGACCUCUUUCAUGGCCAGUUGAAGAGUAAGGUUACUUGUCGAGUUUGUGGAAAUGAAAGCGCAAGAUUUGAUCCUUUUACUUACCUAACACUGCAGCUGCCCAUGGAGAGUUUUGUAUAUUUAGAGGUUAUAGUUGUUAAACUCGAUGGUAGUGUUCCUGUGAAGUAUGGGCUGCGAUUAAAUAGUGACAGUCGCUAUUAUGAUGUAAAGCAGCACCUUCACAUACUUACUGGUAUACCCCCACAUCAGAUAAUGCUCAGUGAACUGGCAAAUGCUCAGAUUAAGUAUAUUCCUAUGGAUGAAGGGCGUGUGAGGACAGUGUCUGGAAGUGCUCUCUUUGCUUAUGAGUUGCCCUCACCUACAUCAUUCCAUUCAAAUGAAGUGCGAUCUGCUAGCCGAAGUCCCCGAGACCGACAUGUAUUCACUCAUAUACAGCGUUCCACUCAUCAUAGUUCACCAUGCUUAAGAGAGGCAGUUAGUAGCCCAUUUCAUAGCAGUUGUACAACAGAAAGCAUAAUCUCCAGUCCCAGUAGCCUUGAACUCACAUCCAGCAGAACAAGUUUACAGUCUAGUCAUUUAUCAUCACAUCAGGAAACAGGGAGUAGUAGAGUAAUUGAGCACAAGGAAAGCAGCAGCAGUUUAACAUCAUCAACAGGUUCUUCUGGACCAUCAGCUUCAUCAACAUGCUCAUCAAUUCAGCAUGACAAUGAUCUUCAUAAUACUCACAAAGGAUUCAUUAUUGCCUUCCAUAGAAAAAUGAUGCGGCAAGAAGUGUAUUUCUUAUCAUCACAAAAGACCAGACCCAGUUUAUUUGGGUUGCCUCUUGUUGUUCCAUGCAGUACCUCAGCUACACAUCAGGAUUUGUAUCAAGGUGUGUGGACGCAAGUGUCCAGAUUAGUCUCACCACUACCUCCAACUGAAGCUGCUGUACCCAACCAUGCUCAUGAUUGUGAUGACAGCUUAGGUUAUGAAUUCCCAUUUGUGUUGCGUGUUGUUGAGCGGGAAGGACUGCAGUGUGCAUGGUGUCCUUGGUAUAGAUUUUGCAGAGGAUGUCAGUUGCCGUGUGAUGACAAUAAUUUCUCACAGAAUGCAGCUUUCCUUGCCAUUGAUUGGGAUCCUACAGCUCUUCAUCUGCGGUAUCAAACAGCUUUAGAAAGGGUGUUCAUGGUACACAGUAGUGUUGAAGAGAUGCGCCGCAAGCAUGUAGAACCUAUAGCACUAACAGACUGCCUAGAGGCCUUCUGCUCCGAGGAAACACUCGAGUAUUCCUGUGACAAAUGUAAAAAAAUUCAACAAGCGUCAAAAAAAUUACAAAUAUGGAGAUUACCCCCUAUUUUGAUUGUUCACCUGAAGAGAUUCCAGUUUGUGGGAAAUAAAUGGAUCAAGAGCCAGAAAAUAGUGAACUUUCCCUUGAGAGACUUCGAUCCAACGGAGUACUUGGCUUCUGUUCCCCGACAAACAAUAUAUCUUCAUCGAGCAGAGCUGGAGGGAGUUGAUCCAGUUGUGUAUAUGGCAAAUUUGCAAGAUAAAGAUAGUUUGUUUUUAGAAAUGGUGCCUGAAAAUAAGAUUAUGGAACAUGUUAAGGGAAACUAUGAUGAUGACUUCAUUAUGAAAAAUGGAAAAUCUUCUAUGAAUGGAACAGUAAAUGGAAGUAUCACAAGCACCACAACCAGUCUGAGCCCAGGGACUUACCAAGACGUAUCUCUUGGGGGUAACGAAGGAGGAAAUAAAAGACGUAUAAGAAAUGGUUCAGUUUUAUACGGUGAUACCCUUCAAGACUUCCACCAGCACCGCUUAGAGGAAGGAUAUGACCCACUCGAUCUCAAGUACAGCUUGUAUGCUAUUGCUUGUCAUACUGGAAUUAUGGAAGGAGGCCAUUAUGUCUGCUAUGCUAGGAACCCACAAGGAAAGUGGAUUUGCUUUAAUGACAGCAGCUGUAAGGAGGUAAAUGAAUCACAAAUCGAUCUCAAUUCUGCCUACAUGUUGUUUUACCAGCGUGAUGGCCUUAGCAUGGACAAAUACAUGCCCAAUGUAGAGGGUAAAGUACCUUUUCCAAAGGAAUUAGAUGAGGAAAGUGAGGCUGAAUACAAGAAGCAGUGCCGAGUGAUGUAAAGCAAUAAAAACAAAUGCCAGAAGCUGUGGGAUUCUGUUAGUCUAUAUUUUUCAUAGCUUUUUUGAGUUUGGGUUUACUAACCUCAUGUUAUUUAUGAUGAAAUGCCUAUUAUAAAGUAAGUAUGUUCUUCAUUCCUACCUAGACUAUUAUUUAAUAUAUUACAUAUGGUUACAUUGUUUUUCUCUUGUAUAUAAUAAUUGAACCUGUCCCAAAUGGUCAGGACAAAGAGCAUUUGAUAAACUAAUAUUUUUGCCUGAUCAAGAGUUGCUAUGGUAGCCUUACUAAGCCUCACCCCUUGGUCUUGACACUUCUACUACUCUCUUCCCUAUCACAAUUAUCAUUAUUUACACCAGGUAUAGAAUAAGACGUCUUAUCAGCCAUUACUGCAUAUUUAAUGUGUUGCUUAUAGUAAAAUAGCAAAGACACCAUCUGGCUGGCUUGUUGCAUGUAAACAAGCACACCAAGAUACAAAAUUUAUGAAAUUAUAAUAUGUAUUCUCUUGUUUUUAGUUAAAAGGUUUAUCAAAAUAUAUUAGGUUACUUAUCUCUUUUUAUUUCUUAAUGAUUAACAUACUGUAUCUAAAAACCUUAGACUUUAUAAAAUGAUGGCAAUAUCCGGGGUUGGUAAAUACCCACUGAAAUGAAUACAGAUUAAUAUAGGUAAAUACUGUUGCUAGAUAUUUAUUUUGGUUACACUUAUCAUUACAGAUAUUUUUCUUGUAAAGAAUUUACUGUACAUUGUUGCAUCUUACACAUCAGUAAUAGAGUAUAGUUAAACAACAGUUACAAGUGACAAGAUCCAGCAUGUAAAUAAAAAACUAAAAUACAAUUUUUCUAGAUUAAAUGUCUUUUUUUUUUUUUUAAGCUGUUUCUGUGAAUGUGCAUUAAAAAGUGUAGAAUGUGUUUGGGGAGAAGUAGAGUGUUAUUAUCUAGAAAUUGUUAUUAUUUUGCAUUAAAACUACAUUAUAGAAAGUGUGUUUUGUGAAGUGUUUAUGUGAGUUUAGAGACUCAUAACAUUGUCAUCCUUCUUGAUCAAUAAUAAGGUAUUGAUGAUCAAAACAAAGUAUUUGUCAGUGUAUUUUACCACAACUAUUGCAGUAUGCUACUAAAUGUUGCCACUUGUAGUGUUGUCUGUUAAUUUAUAUGACUGUGGAAUUUAACUUAAUAUUAAAAUGCUUCUCUGGGUUUGUUUCUGGGUAUAUCUGGAGUACAGUACCAUUCUCCUUUCCCAUUGUCUGAAUUUUGCAUUGAUGAAUGUAUUGAUCCAGGUGUUUUGUUGGCAAUCAUUGGUGGAUCCGAGAUGUGCAUUGCAGUAUCGGGUUCUGUCUGCGUCUUUGGCUGAUCCACAGGCUCUCUUUGCUCUUACCAUUGUCUCUUCUUUUGGAUAUGAAGUCCUCUACCUCCUGGCACUUUUCAUAUAGGUACUCUGUCAUGAGAGGAGCUUACAUAAGUGUUUUUACUCAGGCUGUUGGUACUGGAUUGAGUUGUAAAAAUGCCUGAUGUUAAUGCCUACUCAUCAUUGGCAAGAAAACUUUAAUAUAUAAUAAGUAUUCUAAGUUAUUCUAGAGCCUUAUUAUAACUUGUGUAUGGUACUGUUCCAUCUUCUGCAGCUGGAAAUUCAAUUCUUUCAUGGUAUUAUGCCAUUAUCUGAGAACCUCACUCCAGAUGUAACUGUUAUACCCCUCUUAAAUAACCCAUUUGUAAUACAAAUGACUGAAAAUUAAGCAGAAAUUUUGAUACGCAUUUUUUUGUGGAUAGAGGGGUCUUGGGAGUCCUGACACCUUUUUUUUUUUUUAGGUUACAGUAUAUUAAUUAUGUAUAUGCAGAUUCACUAUCCACAACCUUGCAGAAUGCUUUGCUCACAUGCAGAGGGUAUACAGUAUAGUAACCUAAAAAUUUUGUUGCUCUAUCUUGAGAUCAGAUCAUUUCAUAUAAUAGUCUAUUGUUUGCUCAACCCCAUACUCUUCCUGGAGGUUAGUAAUGCAAACUCUUUGAUAUAUUUUUUCACAGCUUCUUCAUUGUUUUACUUCGUCUUUGUUGAAUUAUUUUGUUUUCCAGUACAGUGGUACCUUGACUUAUGAGUGCCCCAACUUAUGAGUUUUCUGAGUUACGAGCCAUCGCUCGGCUGAUUUUUUGCUUUGAGUUGUGAGCCAAAAUCCGAGUUAUGAGCGAGCUUCAGAUACGCUUCAGAUAUAAUAAUAAAAUAUAAUAAUUGCUCUUUAGUGCUUUUAAUGUCAUACGUAUUUCGUAUAGGUUUGGUAGGUUUUGGCAGCCAAGACAGGACUCUCAGCAAUGGUUUCAAGUUGGAAAAAUUCAGAUUCAGGGAGGAUAUAGGAAAGCACUGGUUUGGUAAUAGAGUUGUGGAUGAGUGGAACAAACUCCCGAGUACAGUUAUUCAGGCUAAAACGUUGUGUAGUUUUAAAAAUAGGUUAGAUAAAUACAUGAGUGGGUAUGAUUUGAACCUGACUAGCUUGUGCUGCUGGGUCUGGUGCAGUGCUCCAUCCUUGAGUGGAGGUGACCAGACUAGGUGGGUCAUUGGGCUAAUCCGGGGGGGGGGGGGUGCAUGGACCUGCUCCGCAUGGGUCAGUAGGCCUGUUGCAGUGUUCCUUCUUUCUUAUGGUUUUAUGAUAUUUAAAGCAUUCCAGAGCGAUUAUUAUUAUUAUUAUUAUUAAUUAUUAUUAUAUAAAUUAUUAUUAUUAUUAUUAUUAUUAUUAUCACCAUUGACAUACAUUGUUCACCGAGUUUAAUCAUUGCUUAAUUAAGCUGCCACAAGAGACACCGAGAAUGUAAACACACAGAUGUACACCCCAGCUAACCCCUCUACUGUGAACUUCUUUUGUACUUCUUUCAUUCUUUGUUCUUCUUUCUCUUUGUACAAUAAAUACAGUAUUCAGCUCUCACCCUACAUUAAAACUACAAAUAUUUUAAGGUAAGUAAUAAGUGUGCUGUAUAUACAUUUUUUUUUUUUUUUUUUUUUUAACAAACCGGCCAUAUCCCACCAAGGCAGGGUGGCCCAAACAGAAAAACGAAAGUUUCUCUUUUUAAAUUCAGUAAUUUAUACAGGAGAAGGGGUUACUAACCCCUUGCUCCUGGCAUGUUAGUCACCUCUUGCAACACGCAUGGCUUACAGAGGAAGAAUUCUGUUCCACUUCCCCAUGGAGGUAAGAGGAAAUAAACAAGAACAGGAACUAGAAAGAAAAUAGAAGAAAACCCAGAGGGGUGUGUGUAUAUAUGCUUGUACAUGUAUGUGUAGUGUGACCUAAGUGUAAGUAGAAAUAGCAAGACAUACCUGAAAUCUUGCAUGUUUAUGAGACAGAAAAAAAGGACACCAGCAAUCCUGCCAUCAUGUAAAACAAUUACAGGCUUUCGUUUUACACUCACUUGGCAGGACGGUAGUACCUCCCUGGGCAGUUACUGUCUACCAACCUACUACCUAGAUACAUUGUAUAUACUACAAUAAAAUUGGGGUGGUUUUUUGGGUGCUGGAACAGAUUAAUGGCAUUUCAAUUAAUUUCAGUGAGGAAAAUUGAUUUGAUAUAUGAGCAAAUUGAGUUACGAGCUCGAUCACGGAAUAAAUUAAACUCGUAGGUCAAGGUACCACUGUACUGUGAAACCAGAUUUAAUGGAUUUCAGAUAUAACAGACAAAAUCUGUGGCCAGAUAACAUUAGAAAUUAACAGACCCUUUUUUAAAUCAAAAUCAUGUGUUACAGUUGUUGUGUGCUUGGUAAAUUUAUUUUUGGAUUUAGCAGACUAAGUAGGUUAAAUUUAGAAUUGUCCAUUACUGUUGCAGUCAUGAAAAAAUUAUUCUUACAAUUUUGAUUCAAUGAACAAUUGGCUUCAGUAGACACCCCCUUCUCCACUAUUAAUCCAUUAAAUUGAGGGUUCACUGGUACAUGCAUUGCUUUCUGCAGUUAACACUUGUGUAACCCUUUUUACACUGCCAUCUUCCUAAUCACAAUCACAAACAGACAGAAGAGAUGUAGAAAAACAUUUCCAGUCAUUUAUUACUGCAUAAUUACAGCAGGAUAAACAUAAAAAUAGCUAAGGCAUGCUAUCUAGUUCACCUGUGACUUGUAAACAAAGACCCUAGAUAAAGCUAAGGAAUGUAGGGCUACCACAGUAGCCCUACUUAUGAGUUUAAUGCUUAGUUAUGAUUAUAAUAAUAAUAAUUAAAGACUUCAUAAAGUAUGAACUAGUAGCUGAAGACUUUAAUUAUAAUGAAUUCCAUAUAUACAUUCAUACUCUACCUGUAUUUUUUCACUUAAUAAUCCUGCAGCCCUUUUCAUUCUAAAACAAAACAAGCUGGAUCCGAUCCUGAUUGUAAGACAAACUCUCAUGCAAAGAAACAAAAUUAAAAAACGUUCUCUAUAUGAGGGGAAGAUUUAAAAAUGCUAAAUAGAGUUCUUGGGUAACAUACAGCAUUAAAUAUUUUCUUGCAUCAGUCAUUGACAAUUAUUUUCAUAUAGCAUUCCUUAUUUUAACAUGUUUUAUAUACCCUGUACAGUGAUUUACAUAAUUCAGGAGUUACAUAAAAAAAAAUCGUCAACACCACCGUUUGGUUAAAAAUUAACUUUUUAGAGUGACACUGUGGAGGGAGAAGAUUAAGGAGUCAAGAAGCUGAGGCUGUAACAUGGAUAAGCAUGACUGGGAUCACAAAUGAAAUCUCAUCAAAUAUUUAACUACUACUUUUGAUUACUGUAAUUCACUGACUGCCCCAAUUUGACUGAAUUCUUGAGUUUGCGAACAGCUUGCUUACUUUUUUUUUUUUUUUUUUUUUAGCACAUCAGCUGUUUCCUGAGGCAGGGGUGACCCAAAGAGAAAAAAAAACUUUCAUCAUUCAGCACUUUCACCAUCAUUCAUACAUAACCACUGUCUUUGCAGACACACUCAGAUACGACAGUUUAGAUGUACCUCCAAACAGCCAAUAUCCCAGACCAUGGACUCUGUGCCAGUGCCUAUGAGUCACAUGUCCAUGGCAACACUAAACCAGAUUCAGGCAGACUUGUUAGCCACUGUGAGUCAGGUCUCAAUGCUGUUCUCAGUGCCACACCUGAAACCUCUGACCGGCUAACCGGUAACUUAGAAAUAUCAAUAUAUUGUAAUUUUAUACUUUUCAAGUAUAAGAAAAAUGACAUUGUAAUUUGUUUUUUCAAGGUAUCGAAUAAAAAUAUUUGCCAAUGAUAUAUGGAAGCAGAAUAUAUCUGGAGAUUUUAACAUUUACCUUAAGUAAAUAUGAGCAGAGAUAUUCACCAUGAGUGAACAUAAUGUCAAAAAAUGCUGUAUAUUUUGUCCUAGCUAGGUUUUUUUUUUUUUUUUUUUUUAAGGAAAUAUAUCAAUAAAUUAUUUGUGAUUUGAAUGACAUCAUUUACAUAGUAAUAACCAGUAAAGUGUGUAUCACGUAGAUCUAUGGCAUCACAUAUCUAUUGGGGAACUAGGAAUAACAUUGAUCAUUUAAUUUUUGCAGGCUUAAUUUAAGUGAGAGGUGAUAAUUUCUAUUGAGCAGACAUCUUUCCUUUUAGGCAAAUCAUGUAUAUAUGCAGUAAAGAGUAGAAUGUGCUUUAUGCCUCACCAAGAUGGUUGUUUAUAACAGUAAACAUAGUGGCCAGAGAAGCAUUGAGGUUUUGUAUUUAACAUGGGUUAUGAGCAACUAUCAUGAGAAUUUGAGAAAGAAGGAGCACGGCAGCAUUCCUACUGGCUCAUGUUACACAGGUCCAACUCGCACCCACCCACACAAUUGUCUAACCUAUUUUUAAGCUACCCAAGGUUUUUGCCUUGGUGACACUACUGGAGAAUUUGUUCCACUAAUCCACAACUCUUACCAGACCAAUACUUUAUAUCUUUUCUAAAUCUAAAUUUUUCCAACUUGAACCCAUUGCUGUGAGUCCUGUCAUGGUUAGAUAUUUUUAUUACAUUAUUUAUAUCCUCUCUAUUUAUUCCUGGCUUCCAUUUAUACUCCUCAAUCAUAUCCUAAUACUAUGCCUUUCCAGGGAGAACAGAUUUAGCACCCUCAGCCUAUCCCAGUAGGGAAGAUUUCUGAUAAAUGAGAUCAACUUUGUCAGUAAAUAUUAGGCACUGAGUUGCAUUAACAACUGCACACACAUACCUUGAUGCUGUGAAUAUAAAAUAAAGAUGUUAGGUAAAAGGACACAAGUGCAACUAAUGUGAUAUUUUAUUGCAGCAACGUUUCGCUUUCCAGGAGCUUUAUCAAACCAUAACGGCUUGAUAAAGCUCCUGGAUAGCGAAACGUUGCCACAAUAAAAUGUCACAUUAGUUGCACUUGUGUCCUUUUACCUAACAUAUUGUCGGUAACUACCAACAUUAACCCUUUCAGGGUCCGUCCCGUAGAUCUACGGCUUUACGUUCAGGGUCCAAACCGUAGAUCUACGCCAUGAGCUCAGCUCACUCUGAUAAACUGUGAGUGGUACAUUUGGGCCUAGAUGUGAGAGAAUACAUCUAUGUGGUAUGUGUGCACCACAUAAAACAGAUCCUGCAGCACACUGUGUAUAAUGAGAGAAAAAAAAUGAAAUCAUGAUUUUUCGAUUAAAACAGCAACUUUGCAGUGUUUUUUCGUAUGUUUUUUAUAGUUGUAUUUGCGAUUUCUUGGUCUCAUUUGAUAGAAUGAAAGACAUAUUACAGAAAUAGAGAUGAUUUUGAUUGGUUUUAGCACUGGAAAUGGCUUGAAACUGAGCUCAAAGUAGCAGAAAUGUUAAAUUUUUGCCGAUAUUCAAGAGUAAAUAAACGACCUCACACGUCUAAUACACUUCAGCUGGUGGGUCUAAUAUACAUUCACAAAUAUGGUGAUGAUAUUUAUACAAUUAUUACAGUAUUGCAAAGCAGUAAAUCUUCUAUUUUUUGGUGUGAAUAAAAAUUCAUUAUGUGAAUAAAAAAUCAAAAUGGAAUUUAUUUGUAAAGCCUCAAAACAUAAC